ACAUAUAAAAUCAUAGGGGCUAGAUUACAAUUCUAUAUAAGUUGCUAGAACUUAAAACCCUAGAGGCUCUUAUCGAAAAACCUCUUCCUCCCCCUUUCUUCUCGGAGCCGUCGCUUUGUUGGAAAGUCGCCGGAAAAUUACCAGUCAUGAUGGAAAUACGAACUCCCAAGACCCACAAAGCGAAGCGUGUACUCGAGAAGCGAGCUCCGAAGCUGGUAGAAAAUGGGAAGAAGACAUUGAUACUUCAUGGAACGAAGACAAGCGCUACGCUUAGCUCUGUGCUGAUGGAGCUGUACCGUUUGAAGAAGGGAGGUGCCAUUAAGUACUCGAGGAGGAAUGAGAAUAUUAGACCCUUUGAGAGUGGUGGUGAAACCUCUUUGGAGUUCUUCUCUCAAAAAACUGAUUGUAGCAUUUUCGCGUAUGGCUCUCACACAAAGAAACGACCUGACAAUCUUGUGCUCGGAAGAAUGUACGAUCACCAUGUCUAUGAUCUCAUAGAAGUUGGGAUUGACAACUUUAAAUCUCUCCUGUCGUUUUCCUACGACAAGAAGAUAGCACCUCAUGAAGGAUCAAAGCCUUUCAUUUGCUUUACCGGAGAAGGUUUUGAGAAUGUACCAGAGCUGAAGCAGCUUAAAGAAGUCCUCACUGAUCUCUUCCGUGGCGAGGUCGUCGAUAAUCUAAACCUUACUGGAUUAGACCGUGCUUACAUAUGCUCAGCGAUAUCACCAACUAAGGUUUUCCUUACUCACUGCGCUAUUAAGCUAAAAAAGUCAGGGUCCAUCGUGCCUAGAAUAGAGCUUGUUGAAGUAGGUCCAUCCAUGGACCUGGUUAUCCGCCGUAAUCGUCUUCCCAACGAAGGCCUAAGGAAAGAAGCUAUGAAAUCAUCUAAAGAUAAGCCCAAGAAGAAGGUGAAGAAUGUGGAUCAAGAUGAUGUACUAGGGAAGAGAGGGAGGAUUUUUAUUCCUGAGCAAGAGGUUGGAAAAACUCCAUUGCCGGAUAAAUCGAAGGGAGUGAAGAGAGAGCGAAGAGAGGGUAAGCUGAAGAAGAAGAGUAAGGAAGAAGGGUCUGCUUCCAAAAAGCAUAAAGAGUCCGAGUAACUCACUAAACCACUUGUGGGCUUCAUCAAACGACAGUUUCGACGUCAAGAAGUUGAGAUGUUUUUGCAGUGUAACUUGUCGUUUUUUUCUUUAAAGGGCUCAUCCCAGUGGACUCUUUCUACUUAUGAAUGUUUUUUAUACGCUAAUAUUUAUCGAGAUAGUUUUGUUUUGUUAAUUUUCCUGCAGCAAAGAGAAUCUUAGAGAAAAGAGUAUUAAGAUAUGAAGAGACACAUUUUUGUCUCGUA
This is a messenger RNA of Brassica rapa (field mustard), 1342 nucleotides long. RefSeq names its product ribosome production factor 2 homolog. Gene Ontology annotation, biological process: maturation of LSU-rRNA from tricistronic rRNA transcript (SSU-rRNA, 5.8S rRNA, LSU-rRNA); ribosomal large subunit assembly. NCBI's taxonomy places the organism in Eukaryota, Viridiplantae, Streptophyta, Magnoliopsida, Brassicales, Brassicaceae. The record is from RefSeq and is a predicted model, not a curated record. Gene Ontology annotation, cellular component: nucleolus. Gene Ontology annotation, molecular function: rRNA binding.